AUCUUUAGCCGUCCACCCAGGAUUUUAAGCUAUAUUCAUGCUGCUUUUAUCUUCUAUUUGGAUCAAAAGAUUCUAUCAUUAAUGAAAGUUCUUGCGAGCUCAUUCAGUUCUAAAACGUAACCCAUCUCCUUCAAAGUUAUCUUUUCCUUUCUAGUCACCAUCGUCAAAAUCCAAAGGAUCUCACUACCUCCUCUUCUCCCAAGGGGGGGGGGGAACGACCGUUUCCAGCUCCCCUCCCCACCCGCUGAAACACGCCCGUCCCAGGAUAGGAGGCAAAGUGUAACAGGUCGGCAGGCGACCCGGCGCCCAGAAGCGGGACCGACUCGGGCAGCCAGUCACCACCGCCGUGAAGAUCCGGGCGAUCUGCCAGAAAGAGAACGUCCCCCAAUCCCGGGAGCUGACUGGCGCUCAGAAACCGGAGACAGAGCGAGUGACAGGCAGAGAAAGAGCCCCAACCCUGUGGGACCGCCUGAAACACGCAAAGAAUGCAACAGAAACGUCAGGAAUUCAGGGUGGGCAGCAACCGGCCAGAGCGAUCAACCAAGUUCAAACCCAGCUCCGAAGGCAGGCACAUGGCUGAGACCCUCGGGCUGGGUAACGGCUCCCGGGAUCGGCCUACGAACAGGAAAGUGACAGUCUCUCGUUCAAGGCCCAACUGGCUCCCAAAAGUGGGAGCUGGAGCCCCAGCUUUGCGGUAACCCGCGUCGGGACACUCGGCACGGGUCUGAGGGCGGGCCUGGGGGAGGAGCCGCGCUCCUUCCCCGCCCCCUAGCAGCCGCCUCUCCGCGGCCGGACGGCGUCCUCAGUGCGCCUGCGUAGGGUGAGGCCGCACUCUAUUUGGCCAUUAAGCGUGCGGCGGCAGCGGCGUUCUAUACCCGGCAUGCCGUGCGGGAGCGGCGAUCCUACGUCGAUCCCUUUUCCAACCCUGCCUCCUUUCCCCCCGCCCGCCGCGGCCCCCCCUUCCCCUAAAGUGAGUGAGUGAGACCGGCAGAUGGAGGAGGGACUGUAAUGGCGGCGGCCGGCAGCUCCCUGCUCUGACCCACGGCAGGCACACAGCAACGACCCCCUCCCCGCCCCUCUCCCGGCGGCCUCCGCCCCGCCGCCAGCGCGGGGCCACCCUCUCCGGCCCUUCCCCCGGCAGUCGGCGUCUCGCCCUGUGCCCCGGCCGGGGCCCCUCACACAAUGGACGAGCUUGCCGGAGGCGGUGGUGGAGGCCCGGGGAUGGCGGCCCCUCCCCGGCAGCAGCAGGGACCUGGGGCGAACCUGAGCCUCUCGCCGGGAGGGAAUGGAGCGGCGGGCGGCGGGGGUCCAACGGCCUCGGAGGGAGCGGGUCCCGCGGCAGGCCCCGAGCUGUCCCGGCCGCAGCAGUACACUAUCCCGGGGAUCCUGCACUACAUCCAGCACGAGUGGGCUCGGUUCGAGAUGGAGCGAGCGCACUGGGAGGUGGAGCGGGCCGAACUGCAGGCCCGGAUAGCAUUUUUACAAGGAGAAAGAAAAGGUCAAGAGAACUUGAAGAAGGAUUUAGUAAGAAGAAUAAAGAUGUUAGAAUAUGCAUUAAAGCAGGAAAGGGCAAAAUAUCACAAAUUGAAAUAUGGCACAGAACUGAACCAAGGCGAUUUGAAAAUGCCAACCUUUGAAUCAGAAGAAACCAAAGACACAGAAGCUCCCACAGCACCUCAGAAUAGCCAGUUAACGUGGAAGCAAGGCAGACAGCUGUUAAGACAGUAUCUUCAGGAAGUAGGAUACACAGAUACAAUAUUAGAUGUACGGUCUCAGCGGGUAAGGUCAUUACUUGGACUAUCUAAUUCAGAACCAAAUGGAUCAGUAGAAACAAAGAAUUUAGAACAGAUCCUGAAUGGAGGUGAAUCUCCUAAACAAAAAGGACAAGAAGUCAAAAGGUCUUCUGGUGAUGUUCUUGAGACAUUCAAUUUCUUAGAAAAUGCUGAUGACAGUGAUGAGGAAGAGGAAAAUGACAUGAUUGAAGGCAUCCCAGAAGGAAAAGACAAACAUCGGAUGAAUAAACACAAAAUAGGUAAUGAAGGUUUAGCUGCUGACUUAACUGAUGAUCCUGAUACUGAGGAAGCACUGAAAGAAUUUGAUUUUUUAGUCACUGCUGAAGAUGGAGAGGGAGCUGGAGAAGCACGGAGUUCAGGGGAUGGCACAGAAUGGGAUAAAGAUGACCUCUCCCCAACUGCUGAGGUUUGGGAUGUAGACCAGGGACUAAUAAGUAAACUGAAGGAACAGUACAAGAAGGAACGAAAGGGGAAGAAAGGGGUGAAGACUGAACCAAUAACGUUUCCAUCUGGAGGAGGCAAGUCAUUUAUUAUGGGUUCUGAUGAUGUUUUGUUAAGUGUACUGGGCCUUGGAGACCUUGCAGACUUGACGGUAACAAAUGAUGCAGACUAUAGUUAUGAUUUGCCUGCCAAUAAAGAUGCCUUUCGAAAAACAUGGAACCCCAAGUAUACACUGCGUAGCCAUUUUGAUGGAGUACGGGCAUUAGCUUUUCAUCCUGUAGAACCUGUGCUGGUCACUGCCUCUGAGGACCAUACCUUGAAACUUUGGAACUUGCAAAAAACAGUUCCAGCCAAAAAGAGUGCCUCUUUAGAUGUAGAGCCUAUCUACACAUUUAGGGCCCACAUUGGCCCUGUUCUAUCAUUAGCUAUUAGUUCUAAUGGAGAACAGUGUUUUAGUGGAGGUAUUGAUGCAACCAUCCAGUGGUGGAAUAUGCCUAGCCCCAAUGUGGAUCCAUAUGACACAUAUGAGCCAAAUGUCCUAGCUGGCACUUUAGUUGCUCAUUCAGAUGCAGUCUGGGGUCUUGCUUAUAGUGGCAUAAAAAAUCAGUUACUAUCUUGUUCAGCAGAUGGCACUGUUAGGUUAUGGAAUCCACAAGAAAAAUUGCCAUGUAUUUGCACUUACAAUGGAGACAAGGAGCAUGGAAUACCUACUUCAGUUGACUUUAUAGGCUGUGAUCCAGCUCAUAUGGUGACCUCUUUCAACACUGGUAGUGCAGUAAUUUAUGAUUUAGAAACAUCACAGUCAUUGGUGAUGCUUUCAUCACAGGUAGAUUCUGGUUUACAAUCUAUUAAUCACAUUAACAGAGUAGUAAGCCAUCCCACACUUCCUGUAACAAUAACUGCUCAUGAAGAUAGACACAUCAAAUUUUUUGACAAUAAAACGGGUAAAAUGAUCCAUUCUAUGGUAGCUCAUUUGGAUGCUGUUACAAGUCUAGCAGUAGAUCCUAAUGGAAUCUACUUGAUGUCUGGAAGUCAUGACUGUUCUAUUAGAUUGUGGAACUUAGACAGCAAGACAUGUGUGCAAGAAAUAACAGCUCAUAGGAAGAAAUUGGAUGAAUCAAUUUAUGAUGUUGCUUUCCAUCCAUCAAAAGCAUAUAUUGCCAGUGCAGGAGCUGAUGCCCUUGCCAAAGUUUUUGUGUGAAUCAGCAAAAACUCACAUCAUAGCAAAAGAUUUGCUUGGACAGAAAGAGGGUCUGCAUCACUGCCAUCAGAAAAGGUUACUGAUAUGACACUACACGUGAUCGGCCUGGUGAAGGCUGUUCGGGGCAGGUCGAAGUUGAUGGAAAUCACAUCUUAAUGUCAGGCUCAUUAAUUUAACUGUAAUUAGUGUAUUUCAUGGGACAAAAGGAAAAAAGGACUCCAGUAUUUGUGGCCUGUACUGGAUACGAACUGAGCAUAUGUUCUGUUUUUUGUGUUUUGUGUUUUUUUUUUUUUUUUUUAAAGGUGUCUAUAAGCCAAUGUGGAGUCUGAUCUUACAAAAAGACUCUUUUUUUGGACUCUGUGUGCUGCCUUAGGGUUAGGAAUGUGGUGCUCUUGUUGGGGGAAGUGAGCUCCAAGAGUAGCUGUUUUUCAUCUCUUAGUGAUCUUCUGUUUAUCAGUUGAAUGCCACAGAUUCCCUUUUAAACUUAUUUUGCUUUAAAAAAAAAAAGAAAAGAAAAUUUAACUUAAAAUAUUUUAGCAUUAGUUGCACAAAAUGUUUGGAUAAAAUUCUAGUUUUUAUAAGUCUUUUUAUAUAUUUAGCCUGUCACAACAGUGCUCAAGAUUGUAUUGAAGUUUGUCUGCAUUAUACGCCCCUAAAGCAGAUCUCACUGACCCGCUGCCCUGUAACCACUUAACUUUCCUCCUUCUGCCUAAUACAGCUCAGCUAAGUCCUUCCAGAAAGAUGCUAAAUCACCUUCAUCGUCAUAUAAAUGUCUUCAUAAACCAAGGACUAUUAAGUAUAUUAAAAUGAAACAAUGGGGUUUAGUACUCCAAAGGAACUCUUUAAAAAGAAAAACUAAUCUUGGCAUCCUAUCACUAUGUGAUAUUUUGUACAUCUUACUGUAUUUACAAGUUUAUUUAUCAAGGAUUAUCCAUCUUGCUAAUGGCCUAUUAUUUAUUUCACUUUUUGUUGGUCUUUAUAUCCUUUUAUUAAUGUGCUAAAGGAACCUGUAUAUCUAUUUUGGAACUCUUUGAAUAGUCUAAAAUAGACUAAAAAUGGAAUAUUUUAUAGUUUAAGUUACAAACCAAGGUGGUUCUCCCCAAGAUAUGUAUCUUGGUUCACCAUGAUUCCAAACAAAACUAUCUUGUUUGAAAAUAUUUGGAGUAAAAUUUUAUUUGCAUUACGAAUAGGACACAAAAUAAUUGAAUCAGGAUACAGAAAUCUGUGUUUGGACUAGUUUUCCCUGUUUUAUUUUUUUAGGUGUGCUUAAUUUUAUGGUGUAACUAAAGAUUUUGUUUGUGUGAUGCAUGAUUAAGACAAUAAAGUAUUUUUUCUAGUCUUCCAAAAAACUUUUCUGAUCAGUUUGCAAGUUUUGAUGAGUUUUGUAAGGUUUCUGUUUUACAAACUAUGAAUCAUCCAGUUUUUAAGAUUGUACCACAUAGCAAACAUACAGCUGUUGAAAAAUAAUGUAUAUAAAAUGCAUAUAAUAAAUAUUAAAUUGUGUACCUGUA
Oryctolagus cuniculus (rabbit) is the source of this 4946-nucleotide messenger RNA. It is a transcript of the gene STRN3, whose product is annotated as striatin 3. The record is from RefSeq and is a predicted model, not a curated record. Gene Ontology annotation, molecular function: calmodulin binding; armadillo repeat domain binding; protein-containing complex binding. Gene Ontology annotation, cellular component: dendrite. NCBI's taxonomy places the organism in Eukaryota, Metazoa, Chordata, Mammalia, Lagomorpha, Leporidae.